AACCAAAAAGAAAGAAAAGUAAUAAAAACAAAAAAUAAAAGCCAGCGAAGAACAAUCCGAAGAAGAGCGAAGCUAAAACAAAAAGCAGGAAGAAGCGGCAGGAAGGAAACGGGAUAAAAAAGGAAGGAAGCACCCACACUCACACACACACACACGCACCUACAAUGGCCGUGCCCUUUUUUCUGCCCGAGGGCGGCACCGAUGACGUAGCCUCCAGCUCAUCGGGUGCCUCGGGCAACUCCUCCCCACACAACCACCCGCACAGCCACCCACACGCCCACAACCACAGCCAUCCCCCGCUUUCUGCGCACUCCUCGAGCGCAUCCUCCUCGUCGUCGUCGUCGGGAGUGUCCUCCGCCUCCUCCUCAUCAUCAUCCGCUUCGUCCUCUUCAUCCGCCUCGUCGGACGGCGCCAGCAGCGUCGCCUCGCAGUCCCCAAACACCACAUCCUCGGCCACGCAGACGCCGAUGCAGUCGCCAGUGCCCACUGACCAGGUGCUCUAUGCCCUCUGCGAGUGGGUCAGGAUCUAUCAGAGCCAGCAGAGUGCCCCUCAAAUCUUCCAGUAUCCGCCACCGCAGAGCCCCUCCUGCAAUUACACCGGCGGCGAUGUAUUCUUUCCCCACGGCCAUCCGAAUCCACAUCCGCGCACUCCCCGCACCAGCGUGAGCUUCUCCUCCGGCGAGGAGUACAACUUCUAUAGACAGCAACAGCAGCAGCAGCAGCAACAUUUGCCAUACCCGGCGCCAUCGACACCGCAACCGAUGCCACCACAGCCGCCACAGUCAGCGCCGGCGAUGCACUGCAGCCACAGCUAUCCACAGCAGUCGCCCCACCUGCUCCAUCCCGGCUAUGGGCCCUACUAUGCCACCUAUACGCCGCCGCCCACACCAAACACGGCCAGUGCCGGCACCUCGACCUCCUCGGCGGCCUUCGGGUGGCACAAUCAUGUCCAUAGUCCAUCGCUGGCGUCCACACCACUGGCGCCCAAGAUGCGUCUGCAGCGGAGCCAGUCUGAUGCGGCCAGACGCAAGCGAUUGACCUCGACGGGCGAGGAUGAGCGCGAAUAUCAGAGCGACCAUGAGGCAAGUUGGGAGUUUGAGUUUGAUGAUCGUUACGACAAUUUUACGGCCGGACGGGAGCGUUUACAGGAGUUCAAUGGACGUAUACCGCCCCGGAAGAAGAAGAACAGCCAUAGUCACAGUCACAGUCACAGCAGCAGCACAAAUAAUAAUGCCAACAAUAACAGCAAUAUUAAUAAUCAUCAAACGAUUAGCCAAAAUAUUAAUCAAGCCAGCAACACCUCCAAUAAUACGGAGAACAGCAGCAGCAGCAGCAGCAAUUGCAGUCACAGUCAGCAGCAGCGACAGGUGGAACGGGAGCGACAAAGGACACAGGCUGAAAAGAAGAGCUUCACCUGGCCCACCGUGGUGACUGUCUUCGUUUUGGCCAUGGGCUGUGGCUUUUUUGCGGCGCGAUGAAACCACCGCCAAGAAGGGAAAACAAAGUCGAAGACGAAUGUAAUCGAAUGAUCUAUAGUGAAUUCAGUAUGCCGAUUGAUCUAUAUAUACAUAUAUAUACUAAGAUUUAUAGCGAAACCCUAAAUAAGUGCAACGAAUUUAUUGAACAUCAGCAAAGUCAUUAAUUCGUAAAGCGAUUGUUAUAUAUACAUCAGAUAAAUAUGUGUGUGUGUGUAAAGUUAAGAAGGUUGACGGGACACAAGAACAAUAUAUGUAUUCUAUCUCUGUCUAUUUGCAUUUUGUAAGUAUAUAUAUAUAUAUAUAUACAUCUGAAACGAUAAUGAAACAGUGCUUUCCUCAAAGUAAACAAUUCAAACUGCUCAAAGUAAAAUGAUGAAAACUCUUAGAGACUGGCAAAUGACUCAAAAAUCACACUUAUUUUUGUACAACCUUUUGAAAAAACGAUAGAAAUAUUUACAAACUAAAUUAACCAAGUACAAAAUAAGACAGAGAGAGAGAGAAAGAAAAACUACUGCCAAUUCUUGAGAUACUUUUGAUAAUCUUUGCUUUUUUAUGUUGCAUUUAAUCAUUUCCAAUUGCAUUUUCUUCAACCACAACAAAAAAAUUGUAUUUCUAAUUUAGAACAAAAUAAUACAUAAACAGCAAUUUCAAUGUCUUCGCAUUUGUAAUUUCGAAUUGCAAGCAAAACGAAAAAAGAAAAUAUAUUUUAAAUAUAUGUUUAACUAGUAGAAUUUUUGUAAAUGUAAGCCAAGCCCACAAAAAAAAAUCACACACUUAGCUUUAAUUGUUAAAACAAACAAG
This is a messenger RNA of Drosophila serrata, 2279 nucleotides long. RefSeq names its product head involution defective (gene hid). NCBI's taxonomy places the organism in Eukaryota, Metazoa, Arthropoda, Insecta, Diptera, Drosophilidae. The record is from RefSeq and is a predicted model, not a curated record.